Molecule: messenger RNA, 754 nt
Organism: Pistacia vera
Lineage: Eukaryota; Viridiplantae; Streptophyta; Magnoliopsida; Sapindales; Anacardiaceae
Product: 60S ribosomal protein L14-1
Exons: 5
Coding region: 136-540 (134 amino acids)
Biological process (GO): translation; ribosomal large subunit biogenesis
Cellular component (GO): ribosome; cytosolic large ribosomal subunit
Molecular function (GO): RNA binding; structural constituent of ribosome
Source: RefSeq, a predicted model, not a curated record
AAACCCUAGAUCAAACGGCCCAAAACCCUUAUAAAAACAGCGUCAUUAAAAACCCUAGCUUCCAUUUCUUCUCUGAGCAUCUCCGCCUCUUGCACUCUCUUCCUCACACACUCACACACAAAACACGAACCCAAAAUGCCUUUCAAGAGGUACGUGGAGAUCGGGAGGGUCGCCCUCGUCAACUACGGCAAAGACUACGGCAGGCUUGUUGUCAUCGUGGAUAUCAUCGAUCAGAACAGAGCUCUUGUUGAUGCCCCUGAUAUGGUGAGAAGCCAGAUGAAUUUCAAGAGGCUUUCACUAACUGAUAUCAAAAUUGACAUCAACCGUGUUCCAAAGAAGAAGACAUUGAUUGAUGCCAUGGAGAAGGCUGAUGUUAAAAACAAGUGGGAGAACAGCUCCUGGGGCAGAAAGUUGAUCGUCCAGAAGAGAAGGGCAGCUCUUAAUGACUUUGACAGGUUCAAGAUUAUGUUGGCUAAGAUCAAGAAGGGAGGAUUGAUCAGGCAGGAGCUUGCAAAGCUGAAAAAGGAGAAUGCUUCCUAAGUGUUGUCUGAUAUGUAGGUCCCAAUUUUCUUAUCAGUGUUCUUCAAGAUGUUAUCUUGGAAUGUUUUCCAUUAAUUUUGAGAUUAAGACAAGUUUAAGGAGACAAUUUUUACUUUUAUGAUAUUGUAGUCAGUGCAAUUGGUAGAUUUUUACCGUGUGCAUGUUUGUGUUACUUUUUCGAUUAUUUUACAUGGAGUUCUUUUUUGGCACUGUA